Salarias fasciatus (jewelled blenny) is the source of this 914-nucleotide messenger RNA. It is a transcript of the gene rexo2, whose product is annotated as small fragment nuclease. Bases 8 to 754 code for a protein of 248 amino acids. Gene Ontology annotation, molecular function: nucleic acid binding; 3'-5'-RNA exonuclease activity. Lineage: Eukaryota; Metazoa; Chordata; Actinopteri; Blenniiformes; Blenniidae. The transcript has 7 exons. The record is from RefSeq and is a predicted model, not a curated record. Gene Ontology annotation, cellular component: mitochondrion.
GUGCAGCAUGCUGCUGCGGUGGACAGGCCCUGCCCUCUCUGCACGCGCGUCUGUCUGGCUCUCCAGGAGGAAGCUGUCCGUCGUUCCUCCGGUUGUCCACGGCCGUGCCGCGCUGCAGCGCUCGUCAGGGAGUCCCGGUCCGGAGUGGCGGCGGUGGAGGCGCAGCGGCAGCGGGAUGUGUUCCCCGGAGCUGUCCCACCGGAUGGUGUGGGUGGACCUGGAGAUGACAGGUCUGGACAUCGACAAGGACCAGAUCAUUGAAAUGGCGUGCAUCAUCACCGACGCCGACCUGAACGUCGUGGCCGAGGGACCCAAUCUGAUCAUCAAACAGCCGGACGAGCUGCUGGACGGCAUGUCGGACUGGUGUCAGGAGCAUCAUGGGCAGUCGGGACUGAUCCAGGCUGUUCGGGACAGCAAAAUCUCCCUCCAUCAGGCGGAGUACGAGUUCCUGUCCUUCGUCCGACAGCACACUCCUCCUGGACAGUGUCCGCUGGCCGGGAACUCCGUGCACGCAGACAAGAGGUUCCUGGAUAAAUACAUGCCGCAGUUCAUGUUCCACCUCCACCACAGAAUCAUCGACGUCAGCACCGUCAAAGAGCUCAGCAGACGGUGGUUUCCAGAUGAAUACAAGCUGGCUCCUCAUAAGAAAGGGAGCCACAGAGCCUUGGACGACAUCCUGGAGAGCAUCAAGGAGCUGCAGUACUACCGAGCCGCCGUCUUCAGGACGCCCACUCGGCUUCCCCCUCGUGAAUGAACGGCUGCUUCCCACGGCUGCCGACUCCGGCUGGAGUUUGUCUUCAUGUUCGAUUGUUUGACCAAAGAUAUUUCCCAGAGUUCUGUUCUGUCUUCGUUCGAGAUCGAUGUGUUUCCUUUGUUCUGCAAGUGAAUCCAAAUAAAGUCAUUGGUCCCACAGA